This is a messenger RNA of Oncorhynchus mykiss (rainbow trout), 3132 nucleotides long. NCBI's taxonomy places the organism in Eukaryota, Metazoa, Chordata, Actinopteri, Salmoniformes, Salmonidae. The record is from RefSeq and is a predicted model, not a curated record.
GAGUCCAGUCUAAUACAAUGGUCUAUCACUGAGAGAGACUGGUGAAAGAGUUGUAUUUUUGUUCCUCUAAAGGACGCAACGUCUUCCUCCCUCUGGGGGAAAAGGAAAGCUCCUCAGUGAAGACCAAGAGCAUGCCAUUGUAGGAUUGGUCAUUGCUGACAAUGCAAUAAAACUGAGAGAAAUUCAGACCAUUGUAGAGGACAACCUGGUAUUUCACAAUGUGGAAAUCAUCAGCCUGACUGCCAUUGUUCAGACUCUGACCAAACAUAGAGUUCGAAUGAAACAGUUGCACGCGGUUCCUUUUGAAAGGAACAGUGAGCGGGUCAAGGAACUCCGGCACCAAUACGUCCAGGUAUGAUGUCUCCCCAAUAUGUCUAGUUCUAUAGUGAGUUUUACACUAUGCUACUUAAAGUACAUACAGUAGGACAUACUGAAAAGCAUUAUCACAUAAUGUGUUUGAUUAAUGGAGUCAUGGAGUUGGAGGCUAAACAGACCCCACAUGAAAUCAUUUAUGAAGAUGAGGCAGGGUUUAAACUGACAAAAACACGUUGGAGGGGAAGCAACGUCACCGGGAAAAGGGCCACCGUUGAUGUGACGGGUCAGAGGGGAGAAAAUAUCACAAUGUGUGCUGCAGUCUCGAGUGCUGGUCUGGUCCUGCAGAAAUGCCAGAUUGGUCCCUACAACACUGAGCGCUUUCUUUUGACCUCCACCAACAACUGGUGCCAGAAGCAGAAAAGGAACAGCUGGGAGGAAACAUGAGGACAUUUGUGAUUGCAUGGGACAAUGUAGCAUUCCACCAUUCACAUGCAAUCACAAACUGGUCUGCAGCCCAUCCAAGAAUGGUUUCCCUUUUCCUCCCCACUUCUCACCUUUCCUCCCCACUUCUCAACAUCAUUGAGGAAUCUUUUCUGCCUGGAGGUGGAAAGUGUAUGAUCAUCGGCCACAUGACAAAAUCCCCUCCUGGAUGCAAUGGAUGCCGGCUGCAGAGACCUCUCAGCUGAAGACUGCCAGGGGUGGAUAAGGCAGGCCAAGCGUUUCUAUCCAAGGUGCAGAGACCUCUCAGCUGAAGACUGCCAGGGGUGGAUAAGGCAGGCGAGGUGUUUCUAUCCAAGGUGCAGAGACCUCUCAGCUGAAGACUGCCAGGGGUGGAUAAGGCAGGCCAAGCGUUUCUAUCCAAGGUGCAGAGACCUCUCAGCUGAAGACUGCCAGGGGUGGAUAAGGCAGGCGAGGUGUUUCUAUCCAAGGUGCAGAGACCUCUCAGCUGAAGACUGCCAGGGGUGGAUAAGGCAGGCCAAGCGUUUCUAUCCAAGGUGCAGAGACAUCUCAGCUGAAGACUGCCAGGGGUGGAUAAGGCAGGCCAAGCGUUUCUAUCCAAGGUGCAAAGACAUCUCAGCUGAAGACUGCCAGGGGUGGAUAAGUCAGGCCAAGUGUUUCUAUCCAAGGUGCAAAGACCUCUCAGCUGAAGACUGCCAGGGGUGGAUAAGGCAGGCGAGGUGUUUCUAUCCAAGGUGCAGAGACCUCUCAGCUGAAGACUGCCAGGGGUGGAUAAGGCAGGCCAAGCGUUUCUAUCCAAGGUGCAGAGACCUCUCAGCUGAAGACUGCCAGGGGUGGAUAAGGCAGGCGAGGUGUUUCUAUCCAAGGUGCAGAGACCUCUCAGCUGAAGACUGCCAGGGGUGGAUAAGGCAGGCCAAGCGUUUCUAUCCAAGGUGCAGAGACAUCUCAGCUGAAGACUGCCAGGGGUGGAUAAGGCAGGCCAAGCGUUUCUAUCCAAGGUGCAAAGACAUCUCAGCUGAAGACUGCCAGGGGUGGAUAAGGCAGGCCAAGCGUUUCUAUCCAAGGUGCAGAGACCUCUCAGCUGAAGACUGUCAGGGGUGGAUAAGGCAGGCCAAGCGUUUCUAUCCAAGGUGCAUAGCGAGAGACGACAUAAGAUGUGAUGUGGACAAGAACAAGAACUUGUGGCCAAAAUGCUGAAGAUGGUAUAGAUUAGAACAGGACUGGACAUGUUUGUGUUUUUUCCCUUCUGUGCCUUUUUUACAGUAAUUGUGUUUUAUUUUUACACAUUGGGAACCACAAGCCAUGUAUGUUGGAUUUUUUUUGUUGAUCACUGGCAGCAAUUUCAUGUUGCUAAAUGAAGCUUUUACUGCAGCAAUUCUGUCACUUACUAUUGUUUUCUAUUGUACAUUCUAUAAAAUAAAGAUGACUCAUUCACUUUUAGAUAGUGUGUUGCCAAAAAUGCACACAAUUGACACUCAACCCAAAAAUGUAGAGUGGUUUACAGUAAAAGGAAACUGAAUUAAAAAGAACAAUGGAUUUCAUAUUGUCUAUUGUAUGCAGGUUCUGAAACAUGAAAAGUAUUGCAGUUUUUGUAAUGCCAUCAACUGUUAGUAUUUUGAAAGUCGUUGAUUGACUAUAUGUUCCUCUUGGAUAGAAAACAUGUGCUAGUGUUUUGACUGAAUGAUUAGAUAUUGAGUCGGGUUUGCCGUGUUUUGAUAGAGUUAGUGUACGUAGAGAAAGUUUUUUUUGCAUUUUGAAAUGUAGAGAUGGUAUUUAAUGAACAAAAUGAAGUUUUGAGCAGAAAAUGAACUAUUUGACUAAUUGUGUGACGUAGGUGUGUUGCUAUGUUAAGAGUUGAUAAAAAAAGUACCUUCACUAUAGGUAAACGCUUGUUAGCAAUCAUAAAAAAAAGUUUUAAAAGUUUUAAAAGACUGUAAGCCAUGCUUUGUUGUCAAUGGGAGAAUGGGAGUGUUAUACCUAAAUCCGAGUUAGCCUAAGGAUCUCAAGUUAGGAGUCAGUUCAGGAGUCCAUGUUGGCCCAGACAUGUUUGAGACAGUUGUAUAGAUUUGAUUUAGCCUGGUCCCAGAUAUGUUUGUGCUGUCUUGCCAGCUCCUAUGGUCAUUGACAUGCACAACACAAAUAGAUCUUGGACCAGGCUGGAUGUGCUUGUCUUAUUUGCUGUGGUCCAGGUGCAGAACAUCUUUCAGAUGGUUGUUGGACAUGUGUUUGUCUUGUUGGUAAAACUUUACUUACGAUGACGGUAUGUAACAUUCAUAAAGUAUUCAUAAAACCUUCAUAUCCAUGACAUGAAUGUCUAUACGUCUCUGUUACAACAUAUACAGUAUUUACCCUACUCUG